This is a messenger RNA of Nannospalax galili (Upper Galilee mountains blind mole rat), 1157 nucleotides long. RefSeq names its product RNA polymerase II subunit E (gene Polr2e). The transcript has 7 exons. Gene Ontology annotation, biological process: DNA-templated transcription. The record is from RefSeq and is a predicted model, not a curated record. Bases 117 to 749 code for a protein of 210 amino acids. Gene Ontology annotation, molecular function: DNA-directed RNA polymerase activity; DNA binding. Gene Ontology annotation, cellular component: RNA polymerase III complex; RNA polymerase I complex; RNA polymerase II, core complex. NCBI's taxonomy places the organism in Eukaryota, Metazoa, Chordata, Mammalia, Rodentia, Spalacidae.
GAUAAGGGUUCGGCGCAGACGCAGGUGGCCGGGACCGAGCUGCUGGGCGUCUCGCCCAUGCGCAGUGUCUACGGGUCGCGAGUACUCACGCGCAGUGGCUUCGCUUCGGCAGUGGCAUGGAUGACGAGGAAGAGACGUACCGGCUGUGGAAGAUCCGCAAGACGAUCAUGCAGCUGUGUCAUGAUCGCGGCUACCUAGUGACCCAGGAUGAGCUGGACCAGACCCUGGAGGAGUUCAAAGCACAAUUCGGGGACAAGCCCAGCGAAGGACGGCCUCGGCGGACAGAUCUCACAGUGCUAGUUGCCCACAAUGAUGACCCCACAGACCAGAUGUUUGUGUUCUUUCCAGAGGAGCCCAAGGUGGGCAUCAAGACCAUCAAGGUGUACUGCCAGCGGAUGCAGGAGGAAAACAUCACUCGGGCCCUCAUCGUGGUCCAGCAGGGCAUGACUCCCUCAGCCAAGCAGUCUCUGGUGGACAUGGCCCCCAAGUAUGUGCUCGAGCAGUUCCUGCAGCAGGAACUACUGAUCAACAUUACAGAGCAUGAGCUGGUCCCUGAGCAUGUGGUCAUGACCAAGGAAGAAGUGACCGAGCUGCUGGCACGAUAUAAGCUCCGAGAGAGCCAGCUGCCCAGGAUCCAGGCCGGGGACCCUGUGGCACGAUACUUUGGAAUCAAGCGAGGGCAGGUGGUGAAGAUCAUCCGGCCCAGCGAGACUGCUGGUCGCUACAUCACCUACCGCCUGGUCCAGUAGCUGUGUACAAGUCCACUGAUUGCAGUUCAACCUGGCUCACAGAUGCUUUCCUCUUCCCCUGCCCUCCAUGGUCAGAUGGAUAGAAGGACACCACCUCCCUGAAGACCAGCCUCUGGCUGCUGCUCUACACAUCCCAGUCUGGGUUGAGGGAUCCACCGACCUGGCCAGUGCAUAAGGGGACAUGGCCCUAGACAGGGAAGCCAGCAAGGCCUCAAGGAUGACUAAAACCUCUGACCCUUUGGCUUUGAGGAGUGGCCAGCUCCUCCCUGUGCAGCCUCUGGGGGUUGGCCAUAUCCCAAGUCAUCUAUCCCUCCCACUUUGAUGUUGAAACUCCCAUUUAGAUUUCUCCCUGUCAUAAGCUAAUUUUAAGAAUUAAAGAUAUUUUGAAUACAUAGAUUAACUUGAAAA